CAGUGCAUCGCUUCCACGGCAUGGUCGUAGGGCGCAGGCAGCCGAUUUUCACUGUAGUCGACUGGUACGACCAUUGCGUCCGUUUGGAUCGCAAUUUCAGUGCAGAAAUCAUGGGGAAAACACUCGUGGGAUGCGUCGCACAUGAUUUUUUACUUUGUGGAGUAACGAAGGAAAGGAAAAGUCUCACGGGUUCGUAUGGAAGGCUCGCAGCUAGGGUACUAGCCACCGAUGUUCCAGUCAUGGUUAAGUUAGCAGAGUUGAGUAAGAGUGCUAAGGAUGCAGUGCCUCUGGGCCAGGGGGCAAUUUAUUGGCAACCACCUGAGCAAGCUCUUGAUAUGGUCAAACACAUAGCAUUGGAAAUUUCAACUAGUCGAUGUGGAACUCAUGAAGGUCUUCCUGAACUCAGAGAGGCUUUACUACAUAAGGGAUUUCUAAAUCUUGUGCUUUCACUAUGCGACGUUGCAGACUCUGUUGUACUGCUUGCACCGUACUUCUUCAAUGCAUAUAUGUCCUUCAAGAUGACAAGCAUCAAUAAUAUACUGGUGGGUUCCAGUGAUCCCACGACACUUUUCCCUGAUGCAGUUUUGAUGAAAUGAGCUGAUAUUACUUAUUGUCAUGCUGUUUGUUCAGCACCCUGUCCGUCCUCUACUCCCCUCUCCCUAUCUCACUUUACCAGCUCAUGAGUUUAGAAUUUCUUGGAGUUCUCAUGUCUUUAGAUUGCUAAGAGACUGGGGGUGUUUUAAAAUGGAAGUAAAAUCUCUGAAUGUAAGAAGAACAUUGGACUUCCAUUGACAAUAUUAUAAACACAUGAGAUUCAAUAAGCGGACAUGGAUCAUAAGUUUGCAGAGAAA
Rhododendron vialii is the source of this 851-nucleotide messenger RNA. RefSeq names its product aromatic aminotransferase ISS1-like. The record is from RefSeq and is a predicted model, not a curated record. Lineage: Eukaryota; Viridiplantae; Streptophyta; Magnoliopsida; Ericales; Ericaceae. Bases 21 to 596 code for a protein of 191 amino acids. The transcript has 4 exons.